Messenger RNA from Copidosoma floridanum, 1199 nucleotides. It is a transcript of the gene Dim1, whose product is annotated as thioredoxin-like protein Dim1. The record is from RefSeq and is a predicted model, not a curated record. Gene Ontology annotation, biological process: mRNA splicing, via spliceosome. Lineage: Eukaryota; Metazoa; Arthropoda; Insecta; Hymenoptera; Encyrtidae. Gene Ontology annotation, cellular component: U4/U6 x U5 tri-snRNP complex; spliceosomal complex; U5 snRNP.
UAUAUCUUUCACCGUGCUCUACCAGAAUGAUAAAAUCAGAGGCUGUAAAGUUACGUAGGUCGUGGUGGUAACGCCGCUUGGUGCUUGCAGUAAACGCGUCAGUUGUUCAGAAUAAAUAUUUUCUCCGUAGUAGUGCGUAAAAAAUCAAGUUUUAUUUAUUAAUUAAAUCGGUACAAUAAACAUCAGCCAAGAUGUCUUAUAUGCUGUCUCAUCUUCACAAUGGAUGGCAGGUGGAUCAAGCAAUUUUAUCCGAAGAAGAUCGCGUUGUCGUCAUUAGAUUUGGUCACGAUUGGGAUCCCAUGUGCAUGAAAAUGGAUGAAGUAUUAUACAAUAUUGCGGAAAAAGUGAAAAACUUUGCUGUUAUUUACUUGGUGGACAUUACUGAAGUUCCCGACUUCAACAAAAUGUAUGAGUUGUAUGAUCCCUGUACAGUUAUGUUCUUCUUUAGAAACAAACACAUUAUGAUUGAUUUGGGUACUGGUAACAACAACAAAAUCAACUGGACUCUCGAAGAUAAACAAGAGAUGAUAGAUAUCAUUGAAACGGUCUACAGGGGAGCCAGAAAGGGUAGAGGUUUGGUGGUUUCUCCUAAAGACUAUUCAACAAAAUAUAGAUAUUAAUUUACUACCUUCAUGACGCUUCUUUAAACAAUGAAAGUGGCUUUAAAUUACGUUUUACAGUAAAACUAAAGUCUGAUAAAGUCAUUCGUUGCAUGUUGUAGCUCCUUACAUGAGUACAGCAACACAUCGAUGGUCUUCUUCCCGUGAAAUAUUUAUAUUCAUGAGAUUCAAACAAAUAUUAUUCAAUUGUAAAUAGUAAAAUGUUAAGAUUGACCCAAGUCUCAGUCAAUGGUGGUUGUCAAAGAUCACAUCAGUGGACCACACAUACCUUGUCUUAAUGUCUUUGACCAAGGUCUGAUCCACACAUAUGUCAGAGGAUACAUCACCAUUUAGAAAAUUAAUUGAUAACUUUUAUUUAUUAAUAGACAUUUUAAAAAGUCAAACAAGUUUUAAGUAUUUUAACUAUUAUUUAUCUUUAUGUGAUGAACACGACGGAAGAAUACUUAUGUAGUAUUGUGAGAUUUGUCUAACAAAGUUUUUUUGAAAUUAAUAAAUAUCUUUGUUAGAUUGACACACUUAUUAAUCUUUAUUGUUAUACGUUUACACAGAUGAAGAACAGCAUUCAAUUUAAUUGAGUAU